Messenger RNA from Brassica rapa (field mustard), 1483 nucleotides. Its product is annotated as glucuronoxylan 4-O-methyltransferase 3. Lineage: Eukaryota; Viridiplantae; Streptophyta; Magnoliopsida; Brassicales; Brassicaceae. The record is from RefSeq and is a predicted model, not a curated record. Gene Ontology annotation, biological process: xylan biosynthetic process.
GAGUAUUAGGUGAUGACACCAAAGCCUAUAUUAACUAUCUGAAGUUCUUACUUCUUAUUGUUAAUAUCGACCAAUCAUAUUGAGACACAAGACAUUACCAAACCACCAAAUGACAUACAUAAGCCCAAAAGAAACUUAAAAUCUUUUGUCUCUUUGUCCCCUUAACCUUUUUAGUAAACUGUAACGCCUCUCACUUGAACAAUUCAAAUUAACACAAUCACUGUCUCUCCGUCCAUCACAAUGACAACUAACCUCCACUUUCCGAUUACACUGAAACUCAUUCUCUCUACCUUAGCAUCUCUCCUCGUGAUCACUCUCUUCUUCAUCACCAGAACCGAUUUCUCACCGUCUUCAUAUCAGCCAGCGCCGGCCAAAACUAUCCAGAUCUCCAGCUCCUCCACCAGAACUAAAGUACAGAGCCAAAACUCCGUGAGUUGCGGUAAGAUCCCUCCUUCGCUCGCCGAUGCUCUCAUCCACUACGCCGCCUCCAAUGUCACUCCCCAGCAAACACUCUCUGAAAUCUCCGUCACCAAGAAGGUCCUAGACAAGACAUCGCCGUGCAACUUUCUUGUGUUUGGUCUUGGCCACGACAGCUUGAUGUGGGCGUCACUAAACCACGGAGGAAGAACUAUAUUCUUAGACGAGGACGAGUCAUGGAUACGCCGGAUCGCCGAGAAGUUCCCUUCUCUGGAAUCGUACCACGUACGGUACGAGACCAAGGUGAGAGACGCGGCGGCUCUGAUGUCGGCGGCGAGAGAUAGAGAGGAGUGCCGUCUCGGUGCGUCGAUGGAUCUUAGAGUUUCCAAGUGCGAGCUUGCGCUGAAGGGCUUACCGGAGGUGGUUUACGAGAGGGAGUGGGAUUUAAUCAUGGUGGAUGCUCCGACGGGGUUUCACGAAGAUGCUCCGGGGAGGAUGUCGGCGAUUUACACGGCGGGGAUGCUCGCGAGGAGCCGAAAGAACGGAGAGAACACGGCUGUUUUUGUGCAUGAUGUGGAUAGGACUGUGGAGGAUGAGUUCUCUAUGGCGUUUCUGUGCAGAGAUUACAUGACGGAGCAAGAGGGACGGCUCCGCCAUUUUACGGUGCCUAGCCACUGGGACUCUAACAUCGCCGGCGGUAAAUACUGUCCCUAAUCCGCCGAUGAUAAAAUGAUUUUUUAAAAAAAAAAUUAUAUAUAUUUUGGCUGUGACCCGUGAGACUAUCUAAAUGAUAUUUUAAUUCAACAUUUUACCGUUUAAUCAAAUUUCUUCCACCUCUUUUUUUUUUGGACAACAAUAACUAAACUAUGAUUUUUCUUCCAUCUAAUAAUUUAAAACACACUUAAUUUUAUGUUAUAAUAAAUAAAGUUCUUUAGUAAAUUCAAACAAGUUUUGAUAAGAAAAAUAUGGUUAAUACAAAUUAAAUGAAACAAUAUUUAUGUAUAAAAUACAGAAUAAUCAAUUUGUAUUAAAUUUCUGUUAAAAUAAUUUAAAAUAAAAAUUAAAU